Molecule: messenger RNA, 1133 nt
Organism: Protopterus annectens (West African lungfish)
Lineage: Eukaryota; Metazoa; Chordata; Ceratodontiformes; Protopteridae
Gene: FAHD1
Product: fumarylacetoacetate hydrolase domain containing 1
Exons: 1
Coding region: 192-857 (221 amino acids)
Cellular component (GO): mitochondrion
Molecular function (GO): acetylpyruvate hydrolase activity
Source: RefSeq, a predicted model, not a curated record
UACCACCAAAGAUCGAUUCUAUAACUUAUUAGUCGUGGAUAAUACUCAUUUCCAGUUACUAACAGUAAUCAUUACUGGGUUGCUAAAAGUUUGAACCCUCGACCACACUGUAGUGCCACGUGUCUUUUAGUGUUUACAUCAUGACCGGAAGUUAAGUGCUCUUCCUACUCAUACUUUGGACUUAAGGGGCAAUGGCUUCCCAAAGGAGCUUGCAGCGGUUUUGGGAGUGGGGUAAAAAAAUAAUUUGUGUUGGAAGGAAUUAUGCGGACCAUGCUAAGGAACUUAAAAAUCCAGUUCCCACCGAACCUGUUUUGUUUUUAAAACCACCUUCAGCGUAUGUGAGGGAAGGAUCCCCUGUGAUGAUGCCCUAUUAUUGUCAUAAUUUGCACCAUGAAGUAGAACUUGGGGUUGUUAUCGGGAAAGGAGGCACUGCAAUUCCGCAAGUUAGUGCCAUGGAACAUGUCGGGGGCUAUGCACUGUGUCUAGACAUGACAGCCAGAGAUAUUCAAGACGAGUGCAAGAAAAAGGGGUUGCCAUGGACAUUAGCAAAGGCGUUUAAUACGUCAUGCCCAGUGAGUGACUUCAUACCAAAAGAGAAAAUCGUUGAUCCUCAAAAUCUAAGGCUUUGGUUAAAGGUGAAUGAUAAGUUGAGGCAAGAAGGAAAUACAGGCUCAAUGGUAUUUUCGGUUCCGUACCUUAUUAGUUACAUCAGUGAAAUUAUAUCUUUAGAGGAAGGGGAUAUCAUUUUGACCGGGACGCCCGAAGGAGUUGCUGCUGUCCAAGAAUAUGACGAACUUCAUGCAGGAUUAGAAGAUAUCGUCAGCAUGAAGUUCAAAGUUGAGAGGCAAACGCAUUAAGUCGAUACAGUGCUGUAAAGAGGGUACACGAAUUGUGUGAACAUCUUUUUAGAGAGUGCUUCAGUACCAAAUUAUCGGCAUUGAGUAAUGGUUAAAAUUGAACCAAAGAUCAAAAGUUAGGAAAUUAAAACAAUCAUGAUGUAAUUAUGACAUGUCUAUGUAACAGUAAGUUGAACUGGUGUGAGAUUCUUUAAAGCGUUUAUUGUGACACUCUGUGAUCUUAUUGGUCAACAACUGCUCACGUUUUAAGUAAAAUAAAUGCUAGACUGCAGCGCA